Molecule: messenger RNA, 4157 nt
Organism: Pseudophryne corroboree (corroboree frog)
Lineage: Eukaryota; Metazoa; Chordata; Amphibia; Anura; Myobatrachidae
Gene: EPC1
Product: enhancer of polycomb homolog 1
Exons: 14
Coding region: 251-2692 (813 amino acids)
Biological process (GO): regulation of transcription by RNA polymerase II
Cellular component (GO): piccolo histone acetyltransferase complex; NuA4 histone acetyltransferase complex
Source: RefSeq, a predicted model, not a curated record
CCGCGCGCGAUGCACUCUGGGAAUGGCUGCGCAGCUCGGGUUGGCUGGGGGAGCAGACAGCGGAGUUUUAAUGUCCGCCAUGUUGGCCGUGGCGUACUGAGGAGGGAGGGAGAGAGCGAGACGCCUGAGCGCAGAGACCCCCACGGAAUAACCCCCGGAGCACCGAAUAGCUCGCAGAGCCCCAUGAGGAGGCGGCCCGGAGGGAUUUCCGCGCACGUCGGUCGCAUGGCUCUGUGCUAGACGCUGGACAAUGAGCAAGUUGUCGUUCCGGGCGCGGGCGCUGGAUGCGUCCAAACCGUUACCCGUCUUCCGCUGCGAGGACCUCCCGGACCUGCACGAGUAUGCCUCCAUCAACCGGGCCGUGCCCCAGAUGCCGACCGGCAUGGAGAAGGAAGAGGAGUCGGAACAUCAUCUCCAGCGAGCUAUGUCAGCAUUGCAGGUAUAUGGAGAGAAGCGGGAUAACAUGGUUAUUCCAGUCCCAGAGGCAGAAAGUAAUAUCGCUUAUUAUGAAUCUGUGUACCCAGGGGAAUUUAAGAUGCCAAAGCAGCUCAUUCACAUACAGCCUUUUAGUUUGGAUGCAGAACAGCCAGAUUAUGACAUGGAUUCUGAGGAUGAGGUUUUUGUGAACAAGCUUAAGAAGAAGAUGGAGAUUUCUCCUCUCCAGUUUGAAGAGAUGAUUGACCGGUUAGAGAAGGGCAGUGGUCAGCAUCCAGUCAAUCUCCAAGAGGCCAAACUGUUGCUCAAGGAAGAUGAUGAGUUGAUUACAGAGGUUUAUGACUAUUGGAUUAAGAAAAGGAAAAACUCCCGUAGCUCCACCCUUAUACCAGCAGUGAAACAGGAGAAGCGGGAUGGCUCUAGUACCUGUGAUCCUUAUGUAGCUUUCAGAAGACGUACGGAGAAAAUGCAAACACGGAAGAACCGAAAGAACGAUGAAGCUUCUUAUGAAAAGAUGUUAAAGUUACGUCGGGAUCUCAGCCGAGCUGUGACCAUAUUAGAAAUGAUUAAGAGGCGAGAAAAAAGCAAGCGAGAAUUACUACAUCUAACACUGGAAAUAAUAGAAAAGAGGUAUAACCUAGGUGACUAUAAUGGAGAGAUCGUGUCAGAGGUAAUGGCUCAGCGUCAGCCUUUGAAGCCCACCUAUGCCAUCCCCAUCAUCCCUAUUUCUAGUAGUCCGUUUAAACAUCAGGAUACAAUAGAAAUUAAGAUUAACAAGCAAGAAAAAUCUGAUGUUGUACGACCGAAGCGGAAAUAUGAAAAGAAGCCUAAAGUCUUACCCACCUCUCCUGCUGCUCAACAGACCAGUCCUGCUGCACUUCCAGUGUUUAAUGCGAAGGAUCUGAAUCAGUAUGAUUUCCCCAGCUCUGAUGAUGAGCCUCUCUCGCAGGUCAUGUCUGGUUCCUCGGAAGCCGAGGAGGAGAAUGAUCCAGAUGGUCCCUUUGCUUUCCGCAGGAAAGCUGGCUGUCAGUACUAUGCUCCACAUUUGGACCAAACUGGCAACUGGCCUUGGUGUAGCCCAGAGCAAGGUGGACUAGGGGACAUUCGCUAUAGAUACUGCCUCACUACCCUCACUGUACCCCGCAAGUGUAUUGGGUUUGCACGAAGACGGGUUGGGCGUGGUGGAAGGGUGCUCCUGGACAGAGCACAUUCGGAGUACGACAGUGCUUUUCACCAGUUGGACGUUGACCUGCUUUCCUCUCCAGAACACACUUCAAUCAAUUUAUUUGCCAAUACCUCAGAAACAAAUACCUCGGAUAAAUGUUUCUCUAAAGACCUCAGUCAAAUACUAGUCAAUAUAAAAUCAUGUAGGUGGCGCCAUUUUAGGCCUCGGACAACAUCCCUACAUGACAGUGACAUUGUUGACUUUUCCUGUAGAACGUUUCACAAGGGUGUAACUCGAACAGGCACAGCACAACCUGGGACCCAGACUUGCAGUACCUCGUCAUCAAGUAAAAGUAGCAGUGGUUCAGCACACUUUGCAUUUACAGCCGAACAAUACCAGCAACAUCAACAACAACUGGCACUAAUGCAGAAACAACAGCUUGCUCAAAUACAUCAACAGCAGGCAAAUAAUAUUUCCUCUGCCAACACUUCACAGGGUUUUGUUUCCAAAACAUUAGACUCUGCUAGCGCUCAGUUUGCUGUUACAGCUUUGGUAACGUCAGAACAGCUGAUGGCUUUCAAGAUGAAGGAGGAUGUCGUCCUUGGCAUUGGAAUGAAUGGCAUUCUUCAAGCCUCAGGAGUAUACAAGGGCUUACACCUCAGUAGUAAUACACCUGCAGCACUCGUACACACAAGUCAGUCAUCGUCGUCAUCAUCAACUGGUUCAGCCUUGCUACAGCCUUCCAAUAUAACACAGACUGCUAGUUCCCACAGCACUCUGAGUCACCAAGUAACUGCUGCCAAUUCUGCAACAACUCAGGUUCUGAUUGGGAAUAACAUCCGAUUAACUGUACCCUCCUCCGUUGCCACUGUAAACUCUAUAAACACCCUCAAUGCACGCCAUUUACCUAGGACUUUAAGUGCUGUUCCCUCAUCUGCCUUAAAGCUGGCUGCAGCUGCAGCAGCAAAUUGUCAGGUACCCAAGAUUCCAGCAGCAUCUUCUGUGGAUGGAGUACCAAGGGAAAACCAUGAAACAGAAAAGCCAGCAUUGAACAGUAUAACAGACAACACAGUAGCUAUGGAAGUGACGUAGUUUCCACAGGAGUGGGGCUGCAGCCUUGGGAACUUGUUUAGGUGCUAUGCAUCAGUAGCAUUAUGAAUGCAAGGGAUGGUGGGAAGCGGCGGACUGCGUUUCCAUGGCAGCUGUGGGGACUCGACAGCAACGCACAUCUCUCAUGCUUUGAUUUCUUUUUUUCGUACUGUUAAUAGGAAAGAAUAAACAUCUGUAAAUUAUGAAUACAGCAAUUAUCUGUACAGUACUGCAUAUUUGUAAUACCCUUGUAUAUAUGUUACUUGAAUACAGAACUGUUCAUUUGUGAUGCUUUGCACUGUGGGGGGUAAAAUUGGAAACAAACUGCAACAAAGUAAGAGUGUGAGAUUGUAUAGAGAUGAGAAGUGUCAUCACAUCAUGUGCAUGGUGCGGGACCUGCUGUUUUAUCUAUUUAUUGUGCCGUGUUUACAGGUUUUUGUACACUGUACCUUCAUUGGUUCCUGUGCUGUAGUAAAUGUGUUAGGUAGCUGUGGACUCCUUGGUAUUUUGUAAAUGGUAUAACAUAACUUGGUUCCCCACUGGGUCCCUGAGUUCUCUGUGUAUCAUGUGAAGAAAUGGUGACAUACAUACAGAAUCUAAGUAAAAGGCAUCAUUUAUAAAUGGGGAAUGUACUACUAGGAUCUUCCUAUCCUAAUAUCAGAAGUUACAAGAUAAUAAUGAAGUCUCUAGAAUCUUCCCAUCCCCAUUCACUUAUACGCCAUGUGGGUGAUUUCCGGUACUUCAGGCACUAAGGUUUUGUUGCUGCUUUAUAAACAAACCCUCCUGCCCCAUCUCCUCCUACACCAAAAAAGUGUUAAAUCAAGUAUGCAAAUGGAGUCCAUUCAACUGGAGGGUUUUUUUUUAUGUUGUCUGCCCUAUUUUUUUUAUUUUUUUUUUAGAAAAAAAAUAGAAAAAACACUUUAAAAAAUAUUUUUUUAUUGUGUAAUUGUUAAAGACUUCAUUCUUUACUUGUUCUUAAGGAAGUAAAAAAAAAAAGGAUAUAAGGGAGAAGAAUGCAGUAAUUGCUGUACGUGUAUCAUCAUUCCAGUUCCUAGAACAGCCAGCUUUUUUCCUUUUUCCGACUCCAAAAGGCUGCAGAUCCAGAACCACAACUUAUCGGGUGCCUUCCUUUGGAAAUAUGAGCUCUCUUCUGUGAAGAGAACGGUACUGUACAGACUACUAAUGCUUUGUCAGUACCGAAGUUUGAAUGCCCUGUCCACCGGCAUACAUUAUCCUUAACGUUUUUAAUCCCGCCUGGAAAUACAUUGUGAAUGAAUUGUCACAAAAUUAAACCCAGGGCAUUACAUGUUGACAAACAAAAUGUGUGGUGAUGUUUCUUUUUUUCUGUAUUAAUUUCUGCUCUAAGUUCAUUGUCAAUUUCAAUUCAAUGUUCUGCACUUGUUUCUUAAAUGGAAGGAAAGAAAAGCUCCCACUAAAUUAAGGAAAAUAUUAAAAUACAUAAAACUAA